This is a messenger RNA of Xylaria bambusicola, 2320 nucleotides long. RefSeq lists its product as uncharacterized. Bases 129 to 1916 code for a protein of 595 amino acids. The record is from RefSeq and is a predicted model, not a curated record. The transcript has 5 exons. Lineage: Eukaryota; Fungi; Ascomycota; Sordariomycetes; Xylariales; Xylariaceae.
UAUGUCCUGAGUUACCAAUUAAUUGGAACCACUUAUAAAAACGAGAGAGUACAAGCAUAAUCUCAAAAUGACCCAAACAACAAGCGUAGAAGGUUAGGUCUCUCAAUUCCCAGAACAACCACAGAAUCAUGACGCGCCGCAAGGUUACGCCAGUCGCAUCGAACCACAACCUUAUACGGCCCAGAGUCACUAAUACAAAGCUAAAUAACACAGAACGGGAGCCAUACUCGGUAUUGGAGCGACCUCUAGGUACCGCUAAACAUGUCCGAAUCGUGGGCAUCGGGGCUGGUGCCAGCGGCCUCAACAUGAUUCGCACCCUUGGCAGAAACUUGAAAAACUUCGAACAUGUCGUUUACGAGAAGAACAGCAAAGUCGGGGGAACUUGGUUCGAGAACCGGUACCCCGGCUGCAAAUGCGAUGUGCCGAGCCACAAUUAUCAGUUCUCAUGGCGGCCGAAUCCCGAGUGGUCAAAUUUCUUCUCACCCGCUCAAGAGAUAGAGCAGUACCUAGACCGCAUUUGCGAGGAAGAGCAAAUGAUGGAUAAGAUCAAGACUCAGCACAAAGUAAUCGGGGCAUGGUGGGACGAAUAUCGAGGUCUCUGGGAUUUAAGCAUACAGAAUUUAGAAAGCGGUGAGGAAUUCCGUGACCAUGCUCACUUUAUCAUCGAUGCCUCGGGCAUUCUCAAUAACUGGAAGUGGCCUGAAAUUCCGAAUAUAAACAGCUUUGAGGGUGAAUUGAUUCACACCGCAAACUGGCCAAAAGACUUUGACUACGCAAAUAAGACAGUGGCCGUAAUUGGCAAUGGCUCAUCCGGUGUACAGGUCGUACCGGCAAUACAUCCAGCUGUCAAGAAGCUCUAUCAUUUUGUCCGCACGCCCACGUGGGUUUUGCCCCCGCGAAUACUAGCUAUGAUGAUGAUGGAUAGCCCAGCCAAAUCCGUUUUGGGUCAGCUUGAGUUAGACAAGAAAGAAAACUUUAGCGACGCCCAAAUUGAAAAAUUCAAGACGGACCCAGAGUUGUAUAAAAAGUUUGUUAAGACAAUUGAGAGGGAUAUCAAUGGUGCAUUUGCGAUUCUUCUUAACGGCGGUCCUAUUCAACAAUUUGCCACGAACAAGGUUAUAGAAUGGAUGACAGCGUGUCUAGGUGGUGACGAAGGCCUGUGCAAAACGCUGAUUCCUACAUACCCCUUGGGCUGUCGACGGAUGACACCAGCUCCAGGCUAUCUUGAGGCCCUACGGUCACCUAGCACCGUUGUAAUCACGGAACGCAUUGCAGGUAUCGUUAAGGAAGGUAUUCAGCUAGAAUCUGGGGAUAUCAUUAAGCUCGAUGCCAUCAUCUGUGCGACGGGCUUCGAUACUUCGUUCACCCCACGAUUCCCACUCGUGGGUCGACAUGGCAAUGUCCAGGACAUAUUUCGAAAGGAGGUGCCACGUGGCUACAUGUCGUGUGCGCUUCCCGGGGUACCGAAUUACUUCACCGUCAUGGGACCAAAUGCCCCUAUUGGCCAUGGUAGCGUGUUCACGCUGACUGAACACAUUGCUCGGUAUAUAACACGCGCGAUUCAGAAAUGCCAGGUAGAAGGUAUCAAAGCUAUGUGUCCCUCAGAUGCGGCAGUGGCCGACUAUAGUGAGCACAUUGCCAACUUCAUGCCCCGCACGUCCUGGGCAGCCUCAUGCUCAUCGUGGUUCAAGGGUGGCAAGGUUGACGGGCCGGUUACCGCUCUCCAUCCAGGAAGUCGCAUUCACUUUUUCCAUAUGCUCGAGCAGUUUCGUGGUGAGGACUGGGAAUACAUUUAUGACCACCCUUCGGCCAAUCGUUUUGGCUACCUUGGCAAUGGUUUCUCGACAAAGGAACUCGAUGCAAACUUUGAUUCUACUUGGUACUUGGAUGCGAAUGCUGACGCGUCUCUACCGUGAGCAGAAUUCAACGAUGCUGUUGACGUGUCUCGUUAUGCGUACAUGGCCUGCGCAAGAAUAUCUUUGUUUUUUUAUAAGUACACUUAGCGGAUGUAGGCAUACAAUUACUUAGCCACAUCAUUAUGUAUAUACUGCACAUAUUCCCAUACCCCGGACUCCGGAUACGGGUUUUACAUAUGUACUAGAUCAAGUGGUGAACUGGCCGUACCAUCAGUAAACGGCGCCUUUGCAAUAGAUAGCAUACACACCAUACUUUAAUCUAACCUGGAACUUGCUUGACGAAUACCUAACGCGUUCUUACCUGUGGUUCAGCCCUUGAUAGGUGAAACUUCCUAUGACUAGCAUAUAACAUGGUUAAUCCUGUUGCAAAUAUCGCAAGACCGCGCCGACAUCACCUCAUUGUC